This is a messenger RNA of Drosophila willistoni, 646 nucleotides long. RefSeq names its product larval cuticle protein 16/17 (gene Cpr12A). NCBI's taxonomy places the organism in Eukaryota, Metazoa, Arthropoda, Insecta, Diptera, Drosophilidae. The record is from RefSeq and is a predicted model, not a curated record. Gene Ontology annotation, molecular function: structural constituent of chitin-based larval cuticle. The transcript has 2 exons. Gene Ontology annotation, cellular component: chitin-based extracellular matrix. Bases 63 to 614 code for a protein of 183 amino acids.
CGAGGCAAUACCUGUAUCCAAUUAUACACACACAGACACACACACACACACACACACACACAAUGGCUCAUCCUUGGCUGAUUAUCCUGGGCGUCCUUCUUUUCACCUAUGGCCUGCCCAUAACAACAGCAGCACCAGCAGCAGCAGUGAAGGAAACACACGAUACCAAAGCACACUUGUUGGAUCGCUUCAAUCAUCGUUAUCCGGAUGGCAGCUACGAAUAUCGUUUCGAAUUGGACGAUGGCACAGCGCGUUAUGAACGUGGCUAUUUCGCUCUAGUUAAUGAAGUUAAGACCCUAAUGGUUGUUGGCUAUUAUUCAUAUCGCAUGACCGAUGGCGGUUACAUCACAGUCUUCUAUAAUGCUGAUCAAUUUGGAUAUAGACAAAAUCAGUCCAUCACGCCACAAGUCUAUCCCAAUUUGCCUCGUUCGAUUGAUGUGCCAUUGGGAAUGGAACCAGAGAAGCAGCAGGAGCAGGAGCAGGUGCAGCACUUAACUUCACCGAGACCAAGCUCAAGUCGCAUUCCCACACAGAAUCCAGUCAAAGUCAAUGGGCAAGGGAUAAGUUCGACGCCGAGGGCAUUGCUAGUAUCCAGCCAUAGGAGCCGAUUCUGAGAUAUAUACGCUAUAUAUGUAUGUAAGCCUGA